AUGGCGAGCACGGCGAGGGAGGCAGAGGGUGUGCAAGACCCCAACGGGAUGCCGUACGACCUCAUGAUACUCACAGAUGCUACCGCUUCCAUGGGCGACUAUCUCGAGUCCCUUUCCAAGUCCCUGCCCGAGAUCAUCCGGAUCUCGGCCCUGACCGGCUGCUUCUCUCGCAUCGGCGUCCUGGCGUACCGCGACUAUUGCGAUGUCAGGCUGAUCGAGUGGUCCAAGUGGUAUCUCGUGGACGGGGCCGUGGAGCCCGGCCACACAGUCUCAAGCACCGAUCUCCUCGUCUUCGCCCGCUCUCUCUCCCCUCAAGGCGGUGGCGACUGGCCCGAGGCGGCAAAGACGGGCCUUGCAGCGGCGUACCAACAUAUGAGGGCGGAGGCCAAGACCAUCAUGCUCCUUUUUGCCGACGCCCCUCCGCACACUGCGGCCACCAAAGGCGGCAAUUGGGAAAAAGAGAAGAGCACCCUUGGGGAUAAGGAUUCGUACGGUGGGACGGGCAAUCUGUUCGUAGACUGGAUACAGGCAGCACACAUGCUCCGCACAGGCCCCAAGGCAUGCAAGGUCUUCAGUAUUAUCGGCAGCCACCUCGAAGACACCCUGGGUACAUUCACGCUGCUUUCAUCUCGCACCAGGGGCACCUGCCUGCGAGUCCCGGUGGAUAAGAUCACGGCAGCCUUCAUCACGGAGCUCACCGUCGACACCCUCCUGGCGUGGAUGGGCAUCAAGAAGGACCGGGGGGCAGCCAACGCCGGCAGCGACAAGACCGCCGCCAAGAGCACCGAGACCAUCGUCGUGACUUACAAGCACAAGAAGAACCUGGCCGAGCUCACUGGCGAGGACGACGAGGCGUCGAGCCGUUUCAUGGUCUGGCGCGACAAGCCCGAGUAUACCGGCAAGGUCAAGGACAACAUGCUAUAUACCACGAUCGCGCUGGACCAGCUCCAUGACCACGUCCACCCCCGCCCCGCCAUGGAAGCGUUUUCGAAGCGGUACGUGGCCGACCCGGCCUAUCGCGAGCUCGUGGUCGAGCACCUGCGCGCCAUCAUCGCCACCGACGCGACCGCCAUGACCGUGAACCCGGUGUUUGGCAGCCUGUGGCGCACCGUCUGCAACGACAGGGGCAAUCCUGCCCGCGACGAGCUGGUGACGGCCUUUGGCGCGGCCGUAGAUCGCAUAAAGACAGCCGCCGCCACCGCCGCCGCUGCCGAAGGCGCCACAGCUCCCAAGUCCCGCUUGGAGGCAUGGCUUGAGGGUUCGUACGACUACGCUUCUGAGAUUGCCGAGCUUGUGGAGAGCGUUCCUGAAGAGCAGCGGUUCCCGUGCCUCUACCUCGAUCCGACCCUCGACUUCCAGAAGAUGGCAGCGGCGGACAAAUCCGACGACGAGGAUGAUGACAGGGCCGGGCUCUCGUUCACGCGGGAUGAGCUCUUGGAGAUCGGGAGGUCGUGCGAUUACCGGAUCCUCCGACGCCUAGGCAGGAUCCUGACAUGCCUAUCGUUCGCACAAACCAAGGAGGAGCUCCCGGCGCAUAUCGCGUCCGCUCCCCAGGAUCAGGUCCCGCGGAUUCCCCUGGCGCUGGCCCGGGAGGAGCACAGCCGCAAGCUUUGGAGGGUCCUGCUGCACGCCGUCCUCCCCGGUACGAUGCUCGGGGCCCGCCCGGCGGCCUUGCUCGCUGCGCUCAGCAUCCGCAUGGGAAUCACGCCGCUGCAGGAGGUCGCAGAGGUCGAGAUGUCCAUGUGGACAGGCCGGUGGAACACGAUGGACUUUCCCGAAACCUGGAACGUUAGCUGUCUGAAUCUGCUGUUGGAAGCUGACGCCGAGGUGCGAAGGCGCAAGAUGGCGACGGCCUCGAUCCUCAAAGACACGGACCGCGCCCUGUUCCGUGCCCUCGUGGACUACAAGAUGCUCGAGUUCAACAUGGCCACCACCCUCAAGGCCAAGGUCGGCUGGCGCCCGGACAAGACCCGAUCGCCCAUGGGUCCUUUUGUCAAGUGCAAGAGGUGCAAGCUUCCACGGUCUGUCACCGUGAUGGGCGAGAAGGGGACCUGUGGAAUGUGCUUGUCCGAGUACAAGACGAAGGAAGAAAGGGAGCAGUGCAUCAUGGGCUUCGCGGGGCUGUCACCCGACAGCUGUGAGGAGAUGCCCCUAGCGUGGGUCGAGUGCGGCGUGCGGCAGUGUCGCGCCCAUGCCACUACUGCAGGGUGA
Messenger RNA from Gaeumannomyces tritici R3-111a-1, 2211 nucleotides. RefSeq lists its product as hypothetical. NCBI's taxonomy places the organism in Eukaryota, Fungi, Ascomycota, Sordariomycetes, Magnaporthales, Magnaporthaceae. The transcript has 3 exons. Bases 1 to 2211 code for a protein of 736 amino acids. The record is from RefSeq and is a predicted model, not a curated record.